AUGGCCGCGAGCAGCACGAUGCGUGCAUGGAUACAUAAAUCCCGCAACCUGCCGCUAGAGAAGGGGAUGGAGCUGGUGGAGGAGUACCCUCGUCCCGCAGACUCUCUUAUGCCCAAAGAGAUCCUCGUCCGAGUCAAGUGCGUGGGCAUCAAUCCAGCAGACCCUCUCUUCGCCGAGAUGUCCUGGCCAGGAAAAGCCAUGAUCAAGCAAACUCCACUGCCUGGCAUGGACUUUAGCGGGGAAGUCGUGUCGACCGGACGCAGCGUUACUGCCAUGCGCCCAGGCGACCGCGUUUUUGGUAGAGUGGACACGCCUAAAAGUGUACCUGGCACAAUGGCGGAGUUGACGAGAGCUGAGUUAGAGGGAUGUGUGCUGAUGCCACCAGGCAUGGACUUCGAGCAAGCUGCAGGUAUUGGGACAGCGGCCAUCACUGCUUAUGAGACCCUUGUUUUGAACUGCAAAUCGGGCGAUUCGGUCUUUAUCAAUGGAGGCACAGGUGGUGUCGGAACAUUUGCUAUUCAGUUUGCCAAAGCCCAUGGAUGUCACGUAACAGUGUCGUGCUCAACAACCAAAUUGGGUCUCUGUAAAGAGCUUGGAGCCGACGAUGUGAUUGACUACAGGACUCAGGACGUGGUAUCAACAUUGAAAGGAAAAGGGAGGGUUUUCGAUUUGGUUGUCGACUACGCACAUCGCGAGGAAACCAACCUAUACCGAGCCUCAAUUGAUUUUAUCAAGGAGGGUGGCAAGUUUGUCAUGAUCCCAGGCGGUGUGACGGGCAGAACGAUGCAGACGAUCACCAGGAACAUGCUUUGCCCAUCCAUACUAGGUGGUGGGCGGGCUAAGUUCGAGGUUUAUUUCGCAAAGAGCAAUCGGGCUGGAUUCGAGCAGAUCGCCGAGUGGAUGGCUGCCGGCAAGGUUCGGACGGUGAUAGAUACGGUGUUCGAAUUCGAAGACAUGCCCAAGGCGAUUGAGAAGAUCAAGUCGGGAACGGCUACGGGAAAGAUCGUUGUUCGUGUUUAA
Messenger RNA from Penicillium argentinense, 1020 nucleotides. RefSeq names its product NAD(P)-dependent alcohol dehydrogenase. NCBI's taxonomy places the organism in Eukaryota, Fungi, Ascomycota, Eurotiomycetes, Eurotiales, Aspergillaceae. Bases 1 to 1020 code for a protein of 339 amino acids. Gene Ontology annotation, cellular component: mitochondrion. The record is from RefSeq and is a predicted model, not a curated record. The transcript has a single exon. Gene Ontology annotation, molecular function: oxidoreductase activity.